AUGCCAGGCAGCGGCGAUGAAGUGGCCGGGUCCGGUCCUCCAGCGACCCAUGACACCACGAGGACCUCGAAUACCAACAACGAAACAGACGGGCAGCUGUCAGACGACACUUCCAACGAUGGAUACUGGGGGGACACAUACGCCGACGGGCCCGUCAGCCAGCGUGCUGCGCGGGCCGACUUCCGGGAACUGCAGCACGAGCUGAGCCGGCGAAGCACCAAUGCCUCGGCCGCCCACAAGAAGUCCGGGCCGGGACACGGACUCAUGGGCAGGAUCUUCUCUGCCAGGAGCGGCGGCGGCGGCAAGGAGAAGCAGUCCUCGCCGGCGGCCGACGAGGCGGACAGCGAGCGCACGGCACACGCCGACGGCUUCGAGCUCGAGCAGUUCAUCCGCGACGGCCACCUGGAGAAGCGCAACCCCGACAACGGCGAGUCGACCAAGAAGGUAGGCGUCUUGUUCAAGAACCUGACGGUCAAGGGCGUGGGCGCGACGGCGACCAGCGUGCGGACGCUGCCGCAGGCCAUUGCCGGCACGUUCGGCCCGGACCUGUACAAGCUGCUGUGCCGCUGGAUCCCGGCGCUCGACGUGCGGCGGCCCGGAACGCCGCGCGACCUGAUCCGCGACUUCACCGGCGUCGUGCGGCCGGGCGAGAUGAUGCUGGUGCUGGGCCGGCCGGGCGCCGGCUGCAGCACGUUCCUCCGCGUCAUCGCCAACAACCGCGGCUCGUACCAGGCCGUCGAGGGCGACGUCGUGUACGGCGGCAUCCCGUCGUCCAGGAUGGACCGGCGGUUCCGCGGCGAGGCCGUCUACAACGCCGAGGACGACCAGCACAUGCCCAGCCUGACGGUCGGGCAGACGCUCACCUUUUCGCUCCUCACCAAGACGAGGAAGCACGAGCGCGGCAGCAUCGACGUCAUCGUCGACGCCUUCCUGCGCAUGUUCGCCAUGGCGCACACCAAGGACACGCUCGUCGGCGACGCCUUCACGCGCGGCGUCUCGGGCGGCGAGCGCAAGCGCGUCAGCAUCGCCGAGACGCUGGCCACCAAGAGCACCGUCACCUGCUGGGACAACUCGACGCGCGGGCUCGACGCCUCGACCGCCUUCAACUACGCCAAGUCGCUGCGCAUCAUGACGGACGUCUCGGGCCGCACCACCCUGACCACGCUGUACCAGGCGGGCGAGGGCAUCUACGACCUCAUGGACAAGGUGCUCGUCGUGGACGAGGGCCGCAUGCUCUACCAGGGUCCCGCCCGCGAGGCCAAGCAGUACUUUGUCGACCUGGGCUUCCACUGCCCGCCGCGCCAGACCACGGCCGACUUCCUCACGUCCGUGUGCGACGUCAACGCGCGCCAGUUCCGGCCGGGCUUCGAGGCCCGCUGCCCCAAGACGGCCGAGGAGCUGGAGCGGGCGUUCCGCGAGAGUCCCGCGUACCGCGUGGUCCUCGACGACGUGGGCGGCUUCGAGAAGCACAUGCGCGACACGGGGCACGCCGACGCGCAGACGUUUGUCGACUCGGUGCGCGACGCCAAGUCCCGGACGGUCCUGAAGCAGUCCGUCUACACGGUCAGCCUGUGGAAGCAGGUGCUGGCGUGCACGCGGCGCGAGUUCUGGCUCGUCUGGGGCGACAAGACGUCGCUGUACACCAAGUUCUUCGUCAUUGUCAGCAACGGCCUCAUUGUCGGGUCGCUCUUCUACAACACGCCGUCGGACACGGGCGGCGCCUUUCUGCGCGGCGGCGUCGCCUUCUUCUCCAUCCUGUUCCUGGGCUGGCUGCAGCUCUCGGAGCUGAUGAAGGCCGUGUCGGGGCGCGCCGUCAUCGCCCGCCACGGCGAGUACGCCUUUUACCGGCCGAGCGCCGUGAGCCUGGCCCGCGUGCUGGCCGACCUGCCCAUGCUCGCCGUCGAGGUGGUCGUCUUCAGCGUCAUCAUGUACUUCAUGACGGGGCUGGAUGUCGAGGCGGGCAAGUUCUUCAUCUACAUGCUCCUCGUGUACGUCACCACCAUUUGCCUGACGGCGCUGUACCGCAUGUUUGCGGCCGUGUCGCCGACCAUGGACGACGCCGUGCGCUUCUCGGGCAUCGCGCUCAACCUGCUCAUCGUCUAUACCGGAUACACGCUCGCCAAGCCCGUGCUGCUCGGGCAAAAGAUUUGGUUUGGCUGGCUGUACUACGUCAAUCCCAUCAGCUACGCCUUCGAGGCCGUCCUCACCAACGAAUUCGCCGGCCGGACCAUGGAGUGCGCGCCGGGGCAGCUCGUUCCCCAGGGCCCUGGUAUUCGGCCCGAGAACCAGGGCUGCGCCAUUGCCGGAUCACAUCCGGGGAACCCCCGGGUCGCGGGAUCCGACUACCUGGCCUCGCAGUUUGAGUACAGCCGCUCGCACCUGUGGCGCAACUUUGGCAUCGUCAUCGCCUUCACCGUCGGGUACAUUGCGCUGACGGUGCUGGCCACGGAGAAGAUGUCCUUUGGCGGCUCGGGCCUCGGCGCCCUCGUCUUCAAGUCGUCCAAGACGCCGCGGCGGGCGGCCCGGGCGGACAACAAGACGGACGAGGAGCAGCACGCGCAGCCGGGCGACGUGACGGCGGCGGCGGUGGCGCGCCAGAGAACCCCCGACGAGGUCCUCGAGGCCUUCAACCGCAGCGAGCAGGUGUUUACCUGGGAAAACAUCAGCUACACGGUGCCCGCGGCGCAGGGCCCCAAGAAGCUGCUCAACGACAUCAACGGCUACGCCAAGCCCGGCGUCCUGGUCGCCCUCAUGGGGGCCAGCGGCGCCGGCAAGACGACGCUGCUCAACACGCUGUCGCAGCGGCAGACGGUGGGCGUCGUCGAGGGCAGCAUGCUCGUCGACGGCUCGGCCCUCACGUCCGACUUCCAGCGGCGCACCGGCUUCGUCGAGCAGAUGGACCUGCACGAGGCGUCGGCGACGGUGCGCGAGGCCCUCGAGUUCUCGGCGCUCCUCCGGCAGGGCCGCGACGUCCCGCGCCACGAGAAGCUCGCCUACGUCGACACCGUGAUCGACCUGCUCGAGCUGCAGGAGCUGCAGGACGCCGUCGUCGCGUCGCUGGGCGUCGAGCCCAAGAAGCGGCUGACGAUUGGCGUCGAGCUCGCGGCCAAGCCGUCGCUGCUGCUCUUCCUCGACGAGCCCACGAGCGGCCUCGACUCGCAGGCGGCCUAUUCCAUCGUGCGCUUCCUCCGCAAGCUCUGCGCGUCCGGGCAGGCCGUCGUGUGCACCAUCCACCAGCCGUCGUCGGAGCUCAUCGAGCAGUUUGACAAGAUCCUCGCGCUCAACCCCGGCGGCAACGUCUUCUACUUUGGCCCCGUCGGCCGCAACGGCCACGCCGUCGUCGACUACUUCGCCGCCCGGGGCGCCCACUGCCCCGAGGGCAAGAACGUGGCCGAGUUCCUCGUCGAGACGGGCGCUCGCGCUGACGCUCGCGAGCACUGGAACGAGCAGUGGCGCGUCUCGGACGAGAACAAGGCCCUCGUCGACGAGAUCCAGCAGAUCAAGCGGCAGCGCGGCCAGGCGGCCUCGUCUCACCCGGUGCUCUCGCACGAGUUCGCCGCCCCCGUGUGGGAGCAGACCCGGCUCCUGGCCAAGCGCAUGUUCGUCAACCAGUGGCGCCAGCCGUCGUACAUUUACGGCAAGCUCUUCACCGCCGUCAUUGUCGGCAUCUUCAACGGCUUCACCUUUUGGCAGCUGGGCGACACCGUCAACGACAUGCAGAGUCGCAUGUUCACCUCGUUCCUCAUCCUGCUCAUCCCGCCCACCGUGCUCAACGCCAUCCUGCCCAAGUUCUACAUGGACCGCGCGCUCUGGGAGGCCCGCGAGUACCCGAGCCGCAUCUACGGCUGGGUCGCCUUCUGCUCCGCCUCGGUGCUGUCCGAGAUCCCGGGCUCCCUCGUCGCCGGCGUCGUCUACUGGGCGCUGUGGUACUGGCCCACGGGCCUGCCCACCGACUCCCUGACCUCGGGCUACGUCUUCCUCAUGACGGUGCUCUUCUUCUUGUUCCAGUCCAGCUGGGGUCAGUGGAUCUGCGCCUGGGCGCCCAGCUUCACCGUCAUCAGCAACGUCCUGCCCUUCUUCCUCGUCAUGUUUUCCCUCUUCAACGGCGUGGUUGUCCCGUACGACCAGCUCAACGUCUUUUGGAGAUACUGGCUGUACUACUUGAAUCCCAGCACGUACUGGAUCAGCGGCGUUCUCGCCACCACCCUGGCCAACCAGCCCGUCCAGUGUGCCGCCAACGAGGCUGCCUACUUUGACCCCCCGGCCGGCCGGACCUGUGCGGACUUUGCGGCCGAUUUCGUCGCGCGCGCCGGCAGAGGCUACCUCGUCAACCCGAAUGACACGGACAACUGCAGCUACUGCCCGUAUGCGAGCGGCGCCGAGUACCUGGCCUCGCUGAACAUUGAGCCGAGUCAGAAGUGGAGAGAUCUCGGCAUCUUUAUUGCCUUUUGUGUUUCCAACUGGAUGUGA
This is a messenger RNA of Metarhizium brunneum ARSEF 3297, 4470 nucleotides long. Its product is annotated as ABC multidrug transporter atrF. Gene Ontology annotation, cellular component: membrane. NCBI's taxonomy places the organism in Eukaryota, Fungi, Ascomycota, Sordariomycetes, Hypocreales, Clavicipitaceae. Gene Ontology annotation, molecular function: ATP hydrolysis activity; ATP binding; ABC-type transporter activity. The record is from RefSeq and is a predicted model, not a curated record. Gene Ontology annotation, biological process: transmembrane transport.